GUCGAAUCUGGUAUUUCUGGUCCCUCCUGGCUUUCCGUUCUCCAGGUCGGGUUGACGGAGUUGCCCUGGGCCGCCAUAUUGAGUAAGCGGCCAGGCCUCUGAAGGGGUCAGUGAGGUGCAAACAGUUCUGCAGAGCAGCUUCGGCGGCUCCGGAGAAAAGGAAUAUGUUAAGAAUACCUGUAAGAAGGGCCUUACUAGGCCUUUCUAAAUCUUCACAAGGAUGUGUUAGAACAACUGCUACAGCAGCAAGCAACUUGAUUGAAGUAUUUGUUGAUGGUCAGUCUGUCAUGGUGGAACCAGGAACUACUGUCCUCCAAGCUUGUGAGAAGGUUGGCAUGCAGAUCCCUAGGUUCUGUUAUCAUGAAAGAUUGUCUGUUGCUGGAAACUGCAGAAUGUGCCUUGUUGAAAUUGAGAAAGCUCCUAAGGUUGUAGCUGCUUGUGCCAUGCCAGUAAUGAAAGGUUGGAAUAUCCUGACAAAUUCUGAGAAGUCUAAGAAAGCCAGAGAAGGAGUGAUGGAGUUCUUACUAGCAAAUCACCCACUGGACUGUCCUAUUUGUGAUCAAGGAGGUGAAUGUGACCUGCAGGACCAGUCCAUGAUGUUUGGAAGCGAUAGGAGCCGAUUUUUAGAGGGAAAACGUGCUGUGGAAGACAAGAACAUUGGACCGUUGGUAAAGACCAUCAUGACGAGAUGCAUACAGUGUACUCGCUGUAUCAGGUUUGCAAGUGAGAUUGCAGGAGUAGAUGAUUUAGGAACAACAGGGAGAGGAAAUGAUAUGCAAGUUGGUACAUAUAUUGAGAAGAUGUUCAUGUCUGAACUCUCUGGGAAUAUCAUUGAUAUCUGCCCUGUAGGUGCCCUGACCUCCAAACCCUACGCCUUUACCGCCCGGCCUUGGGAAACAAGAAAGACAGAAUCCAUUGAUGUGAUGGAUGCAGUUGGAAGUAAUAUUGUGGUAAGCACAAGAACUGGAGAGGUGAUGAGGAUUUUGCCAAGGAUGCACGAAGACAUCAAUGAAGAAUGGAUCUCUGAUAAAACCAGGUUUGCCUAUGAUGGGCUAAAACGUCAGAGACUUACUGAGCCGAUGAUCAGAAACGAAAAGGGGCUUUUAACCUUCACCUCCUGGGAGGAUGCACUUUCUCGUGUAGCUGGAAUGUUGCAGAGUUUUAAAGGUAAAGAUGUGGCAGCAAUUGCAGGUGGCUUAGUGGAUGCUGAAGCUCUAGUAGCUCUCAAGGACUUACUGAACAGAGUAGACUCCGACACUCUGUGCACUGAAGAGGUCUUCCCCACCGCAGGAGCAGGCACAGAUUUACGCUCCAAUUAUCUUCUAAAUACUACAAUUGCUGGUGUAGAAGAGGCAGAUGUCGUCCUCCUGGUUGGUACAAAUCCCCGUUUUGAGGCACCACUAUUUAAUGCUAGAAUUCGGAAGAGCUGGCUUCAUAAUGACUUAAAAGUGGCCCUUAUAGGAAGCCCAGUGGACCUCACUUACAGAUACGACCACCUGGGAGACUCCCCAAAAAUUCUUCAGGACAUUGCUUCGGGUAGCCAUCCAUUCAGCCAGGUCCUAAAGGAAGCUAAAAAACCAAUGGUGGUUUUAGGCAGUUCUGCACUCCAAAGAAAUGAUGGGGCAGCAAUUCUUGCAGCCGUUUCCAACAUUGCUUACAAGGUUCGGAUGAGUAGUGGUGUUACUGGUGAUUGGAAAGUUAUGAAUAUCCUUCAUAGGAUCGCAAGCCAGGUAGCUGCUUUGGAUAUUGGAUAUAAACCUGGGGUGGAAGCAAUUCGGAAGAAUCCUCCUAAAGUACUGUUUCUCAUGGGAGCAGAUGGAGGUUGUAUCACUCGACAGGAUUUGCCAAAGGAUUGUUUCAUCAUUUAUCAAGGACAUCAUGGUGAUGUUGGAGCACCGAUGGCUGAUGUUAUUCUCCCAGGAGCUGCUUAUACAGAGAAGUCUGCUACUUAUGUCAACACUGAGGGAAGGGCUCAGCAGACUAAAGUAGCAGUCACACCUCCUGGCUUGGCAAGAGAAGACUGGAAAAUUAUAAGAGCCCUCUCUGAGAUUGCAGGUAUCACUCUUCCAUAUGAUACUCUGGAUCAAGUAAGGAAUAGAUUGGAAGAAGUCUCUCCUAAUCUUGUUCGAUAUGAUGAUGUUGAAGGAGCUAAUUAUUUCCAGCAAGCAAUUGAGCUCUCCAAGUUAGUGAACCAGCAACUUCUUGCUGACCCUCUUGUUCCACCUCAGCUAACAAUAAAAGACUUCUACAUGACAGAUGCAAUUAGCAGAGCCUCACAGACCAUGGCCAAGUGUGUCAAAGCUGUUACAGAGGGUGCCCAGGCAGUAGAGGAGACAUCCAUAUGCUGAAACAUCUAGUAGGAACCCAGUUUUACUACAAAUAAUGGACACUUAUAUUAGAAUAAUCUCAGAGGUUUAUCUCUUUAAAAAUUAGUCCUAAUGAUGUAAUAUUUAAGGUUCUACGGUGUUUCUUUGAAAACUAUACUGUAAUUAGCAGAGAACUUUGAGGUUUCAAACACACACAUAUGUAUUCUGUGCAACAUUGUUAAGUGGUUUAAUAAACAUCUGUACUCAUGCUCACUCAUGUAAAAGCAUUGAUGUUGCGGCAAAUACAAACACUUAAAAUAAUGAUUUCUUCUAAGAUCACUAUGGUUUUGAAAUGGCGAAAUAAGAAGAGCUUCCAUUAGACCAUUAGAAUUUUGUUUCUAGUACUGAAGAAAAGAUUUAAAUAUUUUUGUCAAGCUGAAUAGGGAAAUAUAGUGAUAUGUCAGAUAUGUGUUGGACACUGAGUAAUCAUAGUAAUGAGAGCUAAUGGUUAUUGAGCGUUUUCUGUAUGCUAAGCACUGAGGUCUUGCAUGUAUCAACUUGUUUUAUCCUUGCUACAUCCCUAGUGCUAUUUCAUUGCACAAAUAAACUGAAGCCCAGUUUAUUAGGCAGCUUGCCCAAGACCACACAGCAAAAAAGUCAGACUCAAACCUAAUUUUCUCAGUCUCCGCAGCCCAUUCUUUUUAAAUGAUAUAUAUAAUUUACUCCAUUACCCAUUAAUAUUGAUUCAGUAGGUGUUACAUCUAAGAAAUAAUAUUGAGAAGCUUAAUAGGUAACACAUUUUCUAUUUUUUUUUAAUGUUUACAUAAUGUCAUUGUGAUUUAUAUGACAUUUUUCUUUGUGUCAUAGAUUACAGACACACCCUUGGAAUGAGGGCAGUUUCAAGAGAUAAUUUGUCUCACUGUUUCAUAUUCAUUAUGUUAACACCAACUCUAGAAUUAAAUUAACGAAAUUGUUCCAAUAAUACAAGAUAAAUCUAACAGCUUUUGUAAUUUUCAAUUAAGACAGGGAAGUAAAGAUUUUUUUCAGCUUUAUUCUAAAGGUAUUAAUUUUUUAUCAAAACCUGUUUUUUGAAUCCUUUUAUAUAAUUCUGCUUUCACUACAGACUUAACUAUAGCAUACAAGUUUCCUUAUAUAGUAGAGAAUAAGGCUUUUAAAAUACUAUGUCAUCAGUAUCUAAAAGUUGUACAUAAUUUGUCACCUAUAACAGCCUUCUCGGAACUGUUUAGUUUAUCCACGUUAGUGCUCUGUCUUAAAGUUGUAUACAUUGCUUAAAUUCUCAGUUACCUAAAAUACAAACUUCCUGAAAGUAUUUGAAUUCAGUACAAACUUCCUAGCUCUCUGUUUUCUUCACCCCUUAGCACUGUUGGCUGUCCUCAAAGGCACAUACCCGCCCAGUUUUGUAUUUUAUGCAGAACUCUACACCAAAUGUGUGCAGACUUCAUAGGAUUGUUUGCAUGAGGAUAUUGCACUCAAAUGGAUAGAAAGAGAAACAUGCCUGAACUGGCCCUGGGUCCUUGAGCAGCAUGUAUGAACUGUAAAUACCAUGUUUGAGGUUAGUAAUAUUCAAUAAACGUGUUGGUUUUUAUAUAAACAUGAAAAUUUA
Molecule: messenger RNA, 3930 nt
Organism: Condylura cristata (star-nosed mole)
Lineage: Eukaryota; Metazoa; Chordata; Mammalia; Eulipotyphla; Talpidae
Gene: NDUFS1
Product: NADH dehydrogenase (ubiquinone) Fe-S protein 1, 75kDa (NADH-coenzyme Q reductase)
Exons: 19
Coding region: 165-2348 (727 amino acids)
Biological process (GO): ATP synthesis coupled electron transport
Cellular component (GO): membrane
Molecular function (GO): iron-sulfur cluster binding; NADH dehydrogenase (ubiquinone) activity
Source: RefSeq, a predicted model, not a curated record